CACAUACACACACACACACACACACCAAUCACUUCGUUUGACAAGCCAGGUUCAUCUUUGAAGCCAUAUUAUUAUGUUCUUUUCGUGAAAAUAAUAAGCAUCAUCUGGAUACACCAUGGAAUCAAAACUACAAAAUGCACGCUUAGUAAAUUAAUUUUCGUUACGAUUACUUUGGUUAUUUUGGAGGUGAUCCAUGUGAGGGAGAGUUGGGUGUCUGACGUCAGAAGCUGCGGAGAUUCUACACUACAGACUAUCUUCGCCACCAACAAAUAUUGGUCUGGUAAACGAGACAAGUAGCUCCUUUGAAAAGUUAGCUAAAACAAUAUUAAAGACGCAAAACGUCGAAGGGGCAAUGAAUCAUAACAGGUCCGGAAACUUCAACGUCAGUCCUCCUCUCAACAGCAGCUCCGGUUCCGUGGACGAGCUUGUAAUCACAUCGACUUUUGGGACAUUGCUGUCGCUAGUGUACAUAGUUGGAGUGUCCGGGAAUGUAUAUACGCUGGUGGUGAUGUGUCAUUCUAUCCGGUUCGCUACUUCCAUGUACAUCUCUAUCAUUAACCUUGCGCUGGCAGAUCUGCUUUACCUCUCCACUAUCCCAUUCGUGGUAUGCACCUAUUUCCUCAAGGACUGGUACUUCGGAGACGUGGGCUGCCGUAUUCUGCUGAGUCUCGACCUGCUGACCAUGCACGCGAGCAUCUUUACACUAACGGUAAUGUGUACGGAGCGCUACCUAGCAGUUACAAAGCCUUUGGAUACCGUUAAGCGCUCCAAAAGCUACCGCAAAGCCAUGGCCGGAGGCGUUUGGAUGCUGUCAUUGGUUCUUACUAUUCCUAUGAUGACUAUGGUCAACCAGACCACCAAACAGUCGGACGGCGGCGUGAAAAGGAUGUGUGCGCCCACCUGGGGCACUGAGGCGUAUAAGAUUUACCUGAGUAUCCUUUUCAGCACAAGUAUUAUGGCGCCUGGGAUAAUAAUUGGGUACCUGUACACUAAAUUAGCCCGCACUUACCUAGAGUCUCAGAGGAAUUCGGCCACCAACAAAGGGAAUAAGCGCUCUCCAAAGCAGAAAGUACUUAUCAUGAUAUUCACCAUCGUGCUGGUGUUCUGGGCGUGCUUUCUUCCCUUCUGGAUUUGGCAGCUUCUUCCCCUGUAUCACAAACCCCUGAGUCUGGCCUCUCACACCCAUACCUGCAUUAACUACCUGGUGGCCUGUCUCACGUACAGCAACAGCUGUAUCAACCCUUUUCUUUACACGCUGCUCACGAAAAACUACAGGGAGUACCUUAAAAAUCGCCACCGGAGUUUCUACCGCUACACGUCAUCUUUUAAAAAGCGUCCCCCCAGUUUGUACUCGUUAGGAAAGUCAGCCUCCUCCAGUAACCAGUUCGACUUCAACUCCGAGACGUUGGUAAUGGGACCACUUAAGGGGCCCCUGUGAUCCGUCAAAAGCGAGACUGCUGGAUGGAGUCGGUUCGGAGUCCUCCCAGCCAGCAGGGGACAGUGCGACCGAUAGCACACCUAUGGCAGGGCUGGGUCAGCGAUGGCAUGGGCUGGGUCGCACGUGAAGGAAACAGUGAUGGCAAAGCGUGUGCCCCACCCAACUUUUUCAACGCGGUGGAGGUUCUCUGAUCCAGACGAGAAGAAAGACACUCGACCUGGAGGACAAGAAAGGAUUUGGGUCAGAUACUGUACAGAGGAGAGAAACAAACAAAAAGAGAAAUUCAGGGAUGAAGGGAAUGGAAACUGGGCCAAAAGGCAGCUCGGAGCUAUGAAACAGACAGAGAAGCACAGAAACAUCUCAAAUGGCCAAAAGUACAGUACCCACAAUGCCAGUCUGACAAGUAACACCACUCAGCUCUGUUCCAAAACCAAAUGAUUCAGUUUAACCACAGCAGCACACUAUAAUCUGACACACAUGGCUUUAUUCUGACAGCUAGCAAAAAUGUAUAAGUGGGAGUAGAAGUAGGAGUAUGUAUCCAAUGGUAAUGAUUAAAUGCAAACUUAAAAUUAGCAAUUAUAUUUAUUCCCAGUAACAUAAAUAUGUAUGUAUUCAAAACAUGGUUCCACAGAUUAAAUAAAUGUGAUUUGAAUUUUUUAAGGGGAUUAACUUUCAUCAAAUAAAAUGUUAAUUUGAUCAACCAGCAAUUAAUGUCAUAGCAUUUCAUUCUAUAUGUUGCCUAUGUGUCUUAAAUUAGAUAAAACAUCCCUCUCAGCUAAAACUGGUCAAUUUAGGUAAAUUCUUGAAUAUAAUGUUUGAUUUUACAUUAAAUUAAACCUCCUCUUGAAAGUGUGCUAUAACAAUAAUUUUAAAAAUUCAUUGAUGAAAGCCACUCAAAAUGAAUAUUCCUGUAAAACAGGAACACUUACAGAUUUAUAUUCAUUAGGAUGUAAAAUACUACAGAAGGUUUCAGCAGACUAUGCGCAAAGCUCAGUCAAAAUGUGACCAUUCCAACCAACAAUCUAAAAUAUAUAAUGCCUAAAGGGCAGUUGAGAGAGUGUAUUGAGCGCACAGCUAAAAAAGGAAAAAUCAGUCCAUUGUUGCAAUGCAGGCAAAGACUAGGCCAGCCACAGACAACAACUUGGAAUUAACAUGAACGUAGAAAUAGUGUUUAAGCAGAAACCACCAAAAUCAUUUGUCAAUGAAACCUCGCUAAGUGUGCAUAAGACCAUAUUGCACGUGAGCCCUUUGUGAUGCAGGUGCGUGACUCAUGUAAUAAAUUUAAUAAAUUGCAUAAUUCAAAACAGAGGGCUCCAUUUUACAGCUGGCGGUGUGUCAGUCAAGAUCAAGACACGGACUGCAAUUUUGGUGUAGCCCAUUGCAAUUUUCCGGUCCGUCUUACAUAAUGGAUCAGCAUUUUUUUGUAAAACUUAGGUUCUCCAUAAUACAGUGUAAUCAUGUUUUGUAUUGUUGGAAAGCCAUUAUCACGGAGAACCAGUUGGUGUCUCAGCUACAAAGGUUAACCCAGUGUGAUAUGCUUACAGAUAUAGUGCAAGCAGGAUUCAUUGUUGUACAAUUUUUUCAUGAUUGCCUUUAUUUAAUGGCUUGGGGUUUUUUCCUUAAGGAGAGAAAUGUAAUGUUUCAGGGAGACUCGUCAACACAGUCUCCUACUCAAGGCAUCACAUGCAUAUAGCCAUUUCACCACUCACAUUUUGCACCAUUGAAUAUUGUCAUUAUUACUGAACACACUGAAAAAUAAACUGCAUUCAUUUCGACCUGGCAUUGCUCGUUGACUCUUAACACUACACACCUAGCAGUUAAAGGUCCAAAUAUGCACAAAGAACUCAGGAUAUCUGCAUCCCAUAGUCACAUGCCUAUACACUAGUGUCGUAGCAAAAUACACAAUUGUAUUUUUACUGGCUACACUUAGCGAUCCGUAAGGAGCCAUACUACUGGCGGACAGCAGUCUCCUCUGUCUAUGCAUAAGGGUUAGCACAGAGGAAAGGUUAAAACAUUAUUUUUGAAUCAGAUAAUCAAGAUAACAUUAAAUUAAUCCCGGUUCAUCAGCACCGAGUGAGACGACACGUGUCCUUUCGCCCCUCACAUAAUUUUGUUUGGUCUGCGGAGAGGUUUCUUACGGUUGGUGAACUCGAUGCGCUGUUUGGAAUAUCUGAGGGGCUUCUUACAUUACCACUCAUGGUCAAGAAAAUAUUUUGAAUAGGAGAGAACCGGCAGAAUUGUAAUAAUUUUCACUUUUUACUGAACAUUUACUGUGAAAUUUCACCACAAAGAGUCAGAUACUUGUCGGCUGCAAUAAGUCACAUUAAGUUUGACGUGAUCACAAACACUUUGUGUACAAUUUAAACAAACAUUAACGUAGUCCAAUGUUACAACUGUGAAGUAUGUGCAGGACAGUUACAGUAACAGAAGUGCGAGACUGUUGUAACCACUAAAAAUAACUGCAUAAAUCAUUAGUAUCUGCAAUAUUUACAGGACUAAACACUGUUGGUUCAAAGGGCAUACUGUGCAUGGAUUUUUUUAGCCAGCAACAAAUUAGGAAGGUUGCAGGAUUGGAUGAGUUGUGGUUUUGUCAUGUUUUAAAUGUACAUUAUAUUACAGGCAUUUAGCAGACGCUCUUAUCCAGAGCAACUUACACAUUUCUUACACAGCAUUUAAAUUGCAUCCACAGCUGGAUGUAUACUGAAGCAAUGCAGGUUAAGUACCUUGCUCAAGGGUACAAUGGAAGUGUCCCACUUGGGGAUCGAAGAUGUGACAUUUAGGUAACAAGACCAGCUCCUUACCCAUUGUACUAUACAAAUGUACCUAUUUAUGUAGUGAAGUCGAUAGAGCGAAGAGUGAAGAGUAAAGAAACCCUUUUCAGCCAAUCUUGAAGACUUUACUUCAUUUGUUGGCUGGUUACUAAUUAUGUGAGGCUGAAACCAGGUUUUUACAUCUUCUAUACCCUUCUAAGCAAUACUCUCAAACCAAUGCUGAUUUGGAACCAGGAGAUAAAUGAUUGAAAUAAGUGUAUUUAAAACAUGAAGAAACUCAUCCAAUUCCACUCAGUUCAGUUAAGCCAUGCUAUGGUUGUGAAAUAAUGAUGGACUUGUAAGUUUGUUGUAAGUUUUCUUUCUUUUGUUUGAGCAACACUGAGUCAUUUUGCUGCUGUGACUAUGAUCAGUGGCAUUGUGUGAUCUUCCCUGGUUUUAUUUUGUUUAAUAAAACUUCAAGAUAC
Anguilla anguilla (European eel) is the source of this 4673-nucleotide messenger RNA. Its product is annotated as urotensin-2 receptor. Gene Ontology annotation, biological process: regulation of blood pressure; neuropeptide signaling pathway; blood vessel diameter maintenance. The record is from RefSeq and is a predicted model, not a curated record. The coding region runs from base 353 to 1438 and encodes 361 amino acids. The transcript has 2 exons. NCBI's taxonomy places the organism in Eukaryota, Metazoa, Chordata, Actinopteri, Anguilliformes, Anguillidae. Gene Ontology annotation, molecular function: urotensin II receptor activity. Gene Ontology annotation, cellular component: membrane.